Molecule: messenger RNA, 1237 nt
Organism: Panicum virgatum (switchgrass)
Lineage: Eukaryota; Viridiplantae; Streptophyta; Magnoliopsida; Poales; Poaceae
Exons: 2
Coding region: 422-1222 (266 amino acids)
Molecular function (GO): DNA binding
Source: RefSeq, a predicted model, not a curated record
UUUAGGGCUACGAGAGGGAGGGAAAAUUUCAUUCACAAAAGGCCAGAGCCAGAGCCAGAGGGCGGCGGCUGGCGGCGCUCUAAAAAAGAGAGCGAGAGAUCCCCUGCCGGCAGCCGGCCCUGCGCGGCUUCGCCUCUUCCCCGACGGUGGCCUCUCCAGUUCCUUACUAGUCUUCCCGGCGGCCGGCGUUGUGCCUACUCCACGCUCCUUGGUCCCCCGACGGGUGGCGCAUCUUCUCUUGUCUGGCUGUCUCCCUGGUUCUGUGCCGCCGUGGCACAGCAGGCUGCAGAUCCGGCCGGCAGGCAGAGGCUCCCAACGUCAGCUCAAGCAGAGGCCGGCAAGCAGCAGCAAGCACCAAGCGCAAGCUCAAGCAGACUACUGUCUGCAUCUGCACUCUACAGAAGCUUCCGGACGGCAAGACAUGGCAAACGUAGGUUCUUCAGACACCCCAACUCCAACUGACAGCAGCUCAAACCCAACGCCUAGUGUUCAGGUAGCAGUAGAAGCAAAGACAAGAAGAAAAACUGAUCCAGCAUGGGGUUAUUGUACACAAUUUACUGAAGAAGGAAAAAAGAAGAUCAAGUGCAUGUACUGUAACAUGGUUUUUGGUGGAGGCGGCAUCCAUCGCUUCAAGGAACAUCUAGCCCAUUACCCAGGAAACAGCAAGGCAUGUUCAAAGGUUGAUCCUGAGGUUCAACAUACUAUGUUACAGCAUAUCGAAGAAUGGAACGAUAAGAAGAGGAAGGCACAUGAGGAUUUUGAGGAAGACCACCCAUAUGGGCGAGAACCUGGAGAAGAAGAAGAAGCAGCAGCUUGUGAUGCCUCAAAGAGUGGUACAGCAGCCCCCCAACCUCACCGUGCUACAGCAAUCAGAGGAAGAAAAAGAGGCACUAGUACUCCUAGUAUUGGCAAGUACUUCAAGCCCAGAACCAAUCCAGGAGAUCAGCCUACAAUAAAUAGAGUGCUUCAAGGAGAAGCUGUGAAGCUAAAGACUGAUUUGUGUGUGACAAAAUGGUUUAUUGAUGCAUCUAUUUCAUUUAAUGCAAGUAAUUCAAUCUUUUAUCAGCCAAUGCUUGAUGCUGUGUGCACAUAUGGUUCUGGAUAUAAGGGGCCAAACUUCAAUCAGCUGCGUGGUCCAUUACUUGCAAAAUGUGUUAAUAACCGGACCGGUCAUCGAACCGGUGAGAGCCUCGAUUCAAUGUUUCAUUGGUUCAACCGUUAAAAAACCAUUGAACCG